Messenger RNA from Cololabis saira (Pacific saury), 2694 nucleotides. It is a transcript of the gene alg8, whose product is annotated as ALG8 alpha-1,3-glucosyltransferase. The transcript is spliced from 13 exons. Gene Ontology annotation, cellular component: endoplasmic reticulum membrane. Gene Ontology annotation, molecular function: dolichyl pyrophosphate Glc1Man9GlcNAc2 alpha-1,3-glucosyltransferase activity. Gene Ontology annotation, biological process: protein N-linked glycosylation. NCBI's taxonomy places the organism in Eukaryota, Metazoa, Chordata, Actinopteri, Beloniformes, Belonidae. The coding region runs from base 18 to 1574 and encodes 518 amino acids. The record is from RefSeq and is a predicted model, not a curated record.
UCUCCGGCUUUGACAGAAUGGCUGUCGCGGAUUCGUGGUUCGUGUCACUUUCUGUGGGAGUUUCUCUCCUAAAGUGUCUGUUCUUCCACGCAUACCGAUCCACAGACUUCGAGGUCCAUAGGAACUGGUUGGCCAUCACCCACAGUCUGCCGCUGACCAGGUGGUACCAUGAGAAUACGUCCGAGUGGACCCUGGACUACCCGCCGCUGUUCGCGUGGUUCGAGUUGGGCCUGUCGCAGGCGGCGCAGCACUUCGACAGGAACAUGCUGCAGGUGGAGAACCUGAACUACGCCAGCCCGCCCACCGUGCUCUUCCAGAGGCUGUCGGUGGUCUUCACCGACCUGCUCUUCAUCUUCGCCGUCAGAGAGUGCUGCAGAUGUGUUAAGGAGCAGAAGGGCUCUCGGGACGUCUGGAGCCGGCCAUCCUUCGUCCUGGCGGUGCUGCUGCUGUGGAACUUCGGCCUCCUCAUCGUCGACCACAUUCAUUUCCAGUAUAACGGUUUCCUGUUUGGUUUCCUGCUGCUGUCGGUGGCCAAACACCUGCAGUCUAAGCACCUGCAGGGGGCGCUGCUGUUCGCCGUCCUGCUCAACCUGAAGCACAUCUACCUGUACGUGGCUCCGGCCUACGGCGUCUACCUCCUGAGGAGUUACUGCUUCACGCAGGACAACGCAGACGGAUCCAUCAGGUGGAGGAGUUUCAGCCCGCUGCGUCUGCUCGCUCUCGCCGCCAUCGUGACGUCGGUCUGCGCUCUGUCCUUCGGUCCGUUCGUUGCCGCGGGCCAGCUCCCUCAGGUCUUGUCCCGCCUCUUUCCCUUUAAACGGGGUCUCUGUCACGCCUACUGGGCCCCCAACAUCUGGGCCCUCUACAACGUGGUGGACAAAGCCCUGGCGACGCUCGGCGUCCGCCUGAAGCUGCUGCAGGAGGCGGAGCUUCCUCGAGCCUCCAUGACGGGCGGGCUGGUCCAGGAGUUCCAGCACUCGGUGCUUCCCUCCAUCUCUCCCUCCGUCACACUCGUCUGCACUCUUCUGUCCAUCCUGCCGGCGGCGGCCUCCAUCUGGUGGCGUCCUCGCGGCGCCCGCGGUUUCCUGCGCUGCCUGCUGCUCUGCGCUCUGGGCUCCUUCAUGUUCGGCUGGCACGUCCACGAGAAGGCCAUCCUCUUGGCCAUCCUGCCUCUCAGCAUUCUGGCUGUGGAGAGCAGAGAGGAUGCUGGGAUCUUCCUCGUUCUGACCACCACGGGACAUUACUCGCUGUUCCCGCUGCUCUUCACCCCUGCAGAGCUGCCAAUCAAAGUGUGUCUGAUGCUGAUGUUCACCGUGUUCUCCUUCACUGCUCUUAGGAAGCUCCACAGCUCCCAGGGACCUCUGCUCCGUCCCCUGGAGGUCGUCUACCUGCUGGGUCUGGCUGUCGUAGGGGUGGCCUCUGAUGUCAUCUUCCCCUUGUCGCCGUGGCAACAGAGGCUGCCUUUCCUCCCCCUGCUGGCAACGUCGGUGUACUGCUCGGUGGGCGUCUGCUACUCCUUCAUGCGUCUGUACGUCAGUCUGCUGAAGCCAGACGCCAAAUCCAAACAGCUGUGAGACGGACAGUGAGUUGUGUGUUGGGGGCGGGGCCUAACAGGUUAGGCCCCGCCCCCAACACGCCCACACACUUUAAGUGACGACUCGUCCAAGAGCAACGAUUCAGAACAGCCAAGACGGCUGCCGAAUAGGUGACAACAGCGAGGAUCAACAAGUUUUUACAGUAAAACCAGCAACAAUCCAAAGCAGCGUUCCUGUUCCACUGCAGAUGUUCUCUAGUUGUAGCUCCGCCCACAUCACACCAUUCCCCUCUCUGAUUGGUUGGACAUCUAUCCAGUGGCGUCCAGAGACGGUGGGUUCUCCGUCUGUUGGUACCGCCUCCCUGGGAACUUUCUGGGAUUAAAACAGCCUGAGAUCUAUUGUUAUACGGUAACCACGGUAACCGUUUGUCAGGGACCAAAACGCAGUGUUGUCAUCACAGUAUCAACGUCACUAAAACAGCAAAUAUUGCACUAAUCUGUUAUUGUUGCAAGCGGUCCGUGCAGGACCAAGCGUCUAGAAACCAGUCCAUGGACCUGGAGGACCCGGGUUUAAGACCCGUCUCCAGUGGUACCGGUCCAGUUCCACAGAGCCCAUGAACUCUUCAGGUACUCUGUUCCAACUCAGACGUGCUUGAAUUCACAUGGUAAAGAUUUCCCUGCUGACCUCGUAUCAAUAGAUGUUUGAUUUAACUCUGGACUUCAAAGGUUUUCAUUUAUAUAACUGGGAGAAAAAUAACCACCUGCUUUCUAAAAGUCGGCGUUCUGAAGAUGUUGAUUCUUUGCUGUUUUUGAGAAUCUCAUUUACGGUUUUAAAAAAUAAAGAAAAUAUUCAUAUAGUCUCGUAAUCUGAGACGAACGUUUCGAGUUGCUAGAAUUCCCAAAAGUGGGAAUUUUAAGCGAACCCAGAAUGCAACCAGACUGCUGCCCCACCUGUCCCUCGCGGCUGAUGCAUUCUGGGAAAUACGGCAGUUUUUGUUUUGUCUGAACGAUGUUCCUCUUGGGAACCCGAACAAACAGGAUUCUUUUAUAAACGAGACGACACUUGGAGGACGGGACGCAGAAUGUUGACGUUCCUUUCACCAGACCGGACCAGAAGAGCUGAAAUAUGUUCAGCAUGUGCAUUAUUUUGUAUCUUUAAA